AUGAGAUGGGAGAGGGUCCGACAAGUGGGUCUCGGUGAAUCUUCUUCUUCCGGGCCCGGAAAGAGAUGGGGACACACUUGUAACGCCAUUAAAGGAGGCAGAUUUCUCUACGUAUUUGGUGGUUUUGGUAAAGACGAUUGCUUAACCAAUCAAAUUCAUGUCUUCGACGCUGAAACGCAGAUAUGGACUCAGCCUGUAAUCAAUGGCGUACCACCACGCCCAAGGGAUAGUCACAGCUGUACAACAGUUGGGGAUAACCUUUUUGUGUUUGGUGGUACUGAUGGGAGCAAUCAUCUCAAGGAUCUGCACAUUCUAGAUACUUCUUCACAUACUUGGAUUUGCCCGGAUGUUAGAGGCGAAGGACCUGAGGCUAGAGAGGCUCAUAGUGCGACACUCGUUGACAAAUGUCUUUUUAUAUUUGGCGGCUGUGGGAAAUCUUCUGGCUCGGAUGAUGAAGUAUUCUAUAAUGACCUUUACAUACUUAACACAGAGACUUUAGUGUGGAAACGAGCUGUAACAACUGGGAAUCCGCCUUCUGCACGAGAUAGCCACACUUGUUCAGUGUGGAAGAACAAAAUGAUUGUAGUAGGUGGUGAAGAUUUGAAUGACUAUUAUCUAUCCGAUGUUCAUAUCCUUGACACAGAGACUUUUGUGUGGAAGGAGUUGAAAACUUCAGGGCAGGUUUUAACACCUCGAGCCGGUCAUGUCACCAUUGCAUUUGAGAGGAACUUAUUUGUAUUUGGAGGAUUUACAAAUUCUCAGAAUCUUUACGAUGAUCUCUAUGUGCUUGAUGUGGAAACGGGUGUGUGGUCUAAGGUAGUUGCCAUGGAAGAAGGGCCAUCAGCUAGAUUCUCUUCUGCAGCGGUUUGUUUAGGUCCUUACAAGGCUGGUUUGUUUUUCUUUGUUGGUGGCUGCAAUAAGAAUCUUGAGCCAUUGGAUGACAUUUACUACUUACACACAGAAGGACGAUUCGAUGCACGGUUUGAUCAAAAUCCAGGGAGGUUGUUGUCUCUGAGGAAACAAAUGAAGCUAAAAUGUCAAGAGCAGAAAUUAGCUGUGGCCGGAAACAAUAUUGAUCAAGGAAGAGAGAAUCUCCCUUUGAGGAUUGGCCAGAUUGAUCAAGGAAAACCGAUGUUUCAAGCCAGGGUUACCGAAAACGUUCCUUUAGGUUACACUAUAGAAACGAUCAUUGAUGGAAAAGUGCUUCGUGGUGUUUUGUUUUCAAACAGACACAGCUCUGUUCAAACUGUGGCAGAUCCAAGCUUUAGUAGCAGGAAGAGACCUACUAUGUCGGAUGCCGAGUGUGAUCAUAGAGGAAAGACACCAAGAACUUUGAGCAAGGACACAGCAGGUAGUAGUAGCCAACAAGCUGAUCCUCUCGAUCCUUCUGAUGAUGCUAACAAGAAGGUUGCGGAUUCAAAUGAUAUGGACACACCCAUGAUCGACACUGACGAUGUUAAUAAAAACACUGAGGGACCAGAGGAGGCAAAAGCCGCUGAUGUUACAUCUGAUGUCAAAGAACAAGAUCUUUCUCAGCUCGAUAUGGGCAUUGUGAACGCAGAACCAUCACUGGUUACUCUUGAUCAGGCGAAAAAUGUAGAGCCAUUGAGAAAUGAGGUAUCAACAGACGUUGGAGCUGCUCUUGAUCAGGCGAAUGUUAAGCCAUUGAGUAAUGAGAUAUUAACAGACGUUGGAGCUGCUCUUGAUCAGGCGAAUGCAGAGCCAUUGAGAAAUGAGAUAUCAACAGAUGUUGGAGCUCCUCUUGAUCAGGCGAAUGUAAAGCCAUUGGGAAAUGAGAUAUCAACAGACGUUGGAGCUGCUGCUAAAGCUGGUCCUGGAGAAGAUUCAUCGCCACAAAACCAUGAUGAGGGAAGAGUUGCUGCGGAAGAUGCAAAUGCAGAGCAAGAACAACCGUUACCGCAUUAA
Microthlaspi erraticum is the source of this 1926-nucleotide messenger RNA. Lineage: Eukaryota; Viridiplantae; Streptophyta; Magnoliopsida; Brassicales; Brassicaceae. The record is from the annotation of a GenBank genome assembly.